Zygotorulaspora mrakii is the source of this 1059-nucleotide messenger RNA. It is a transcript of the gene MCT1, whose product is annotated as [acyl-carrier-protein] S-malonyltransferase. NCBI's taxonomy places the organism in Eukaryota, Fungi, Ascomycota, Saccharomycetes, Saccharomycetales, Saccharomycetaceae. The transcript has a single exon. Bases 1 to 1059 code for a protein of 352 amino acids. The record is from RefSeq and is a predicted model, not a curated record. Gene Ontology annotation, molecular function: [acyl-carrier-protein] S-malonyltransferase activity. Gene Ontology annotation, cellular component: mitochondrion. Gene Ontology annotation, biological process: fatty acid biosynthetic process.
AUGAGACUAGUGACGUUUCCAGGUCAGGGCACCCCGAUCUCGAUACCUAUGCUGAAAUCCGUGAUCAGGAAUAAGGGCAAAGAAUUCCAGACUGUGCUGGAUAAUUGUGGGGAGAAGUCCAAUGAUCUUUUGCAGUUUAUUCUGAAGAACCCAUCGAGUCCUGGGAGUAUAGCCGCAUGUUCGAAUCUGUAUUAUCAGUUGUAUAAGACCACGGAGACGAGGCCCAAAAAGUCGGUACUGUUGGGACACUCCCUGGGUGAGCUUGUUUGUUUAAGUGCGAACAAUUUGUUCUCGCUAAAAGACUUAUUUGAUAUUGCAAACUAUAGGAAUGAACUCAUGGUUCAGUAUACAGAAAACUACCUCCAUGCCCAUAGGAUAAGCCGUUCAUCACUGUUUGAAAUGUGGGCACUUUCAUCACCGAGAGCUAGAAAUCUCCCCGAGGAGGUGACGCAAUUAUUAUCAGCGUUACCAAUUGGUACGGUAUCGAUAGCGAAUGCCAACUCCAUAAAGCAAUGUGUCGUCACUGGACUUGUAGAAGAUCUGGAGUCACUGAGAACAGAACUGCAUUUGAAGAUUCCUCUUUUGAGAAUCACCGAGUUGACAAACCCGUUCAAUAUACCAUUUCACAAUAGCACCGUUUUGAGGCCGUUGCAAGAACGACUGUACGACUAUAUUUGGCAGAUCCUUAAAAGGAACAAUACUCAUACGCUAACAGAGCUUGAUUACCCGAUAAUUGCGAAUUUAGAUGGGAGAAUAUCUUUCCUAGUCCGUCAUGCAUUAGAAAGAUUUGUUAAAUGCAGCAGUAACACAGUCCAGUUUACCAUGUGCUAUGAUACAAUCAAUAACGAUCUUGCAAAAGAUCUGGAUGAAGCAGUCUGUAUUGGGCCCGGUAAUGUAAUUUACAAUCUAAUAAGAAGAAAUUGUCCGCAUUUAAAAACUUAUGAAUAUUCCUCCCUAACGACAAUAGAAAAAUUUCAUGAUGCUCAUGUUAAUGAUAAUGAAAAAAGCUCAUUUAAGAAACAGGUUGAUGAUGGAAAUGAAAUCGAAAAUAAAAUUUAA